Fusarium fujikuroi IMI 58289 is the source of this 1125-nucleotide messenger RNA. RefSeq names its product related to taurine dioxygenase. Gene Ontology annotation, molecular function: 2-oxoglutarate-dependent dioxygenase activity. Bases 1 to 1125 code for a protein of 374 amino acids. Lineage: Eukaryota; Fungi; Ascomycota; Sordariomycetes; Hypocreales; Nectriaceae. Gene Ontology annotation, cellular component: cytoplasm. The transcript is spliced from 8 exons. The record is from RefSeq and is a predicted model, not a curated record.
AUGUCGCCACCUGCUGCUGAUGUUGAUACCCCCAGCACUGCUCCAGCAGUCCAGCCUGUGCCUAAACCCGUCAAAGGUACCGAAACCAGCAGCACCUCACGCCUGCAUGGUCCCCUGUCCUACAGCGGUAGCCUUGACGCUGAAGAGCAAUUUGAUGUCACUGCUGUAAUCGGCCGAGAGUUUCCUAAGCUGCAGCUUAGCGAGAUCUUGAAGGAUGACAACAAACUCAGAGACUUGGCUGUGCUUGUUUCCCAACGCGGCGUCCUUUUCUUCCGGAACCAAGACCUCAACAUCGACGAUCAGAAAUAUCUUGGACAGAAGCUUGGGGAGCUGACAGGCAAACCAGAGACAUCCAAGCUCCAUCGACAUGCGCUCUCAAACAGUAAGCGUGGUAUUGCUGUUGAUGAGAAUGGAAGACUUGAUGAUGAAGUAUCCGUCAUCUCCUCUGAGCAGAACCGCAAGUUCUAUAAUGAAAAAUGGAGCUCCCUUUCUAAGAGCCUGGCUGGAGAGGGAUGGCAUGCUGACAUCACCUUUGAGAAUAUCCCAUCUGACUAUGCUAUUCUUAAAAUCAUCCAACCUCCGCAGGACGUUGGUGGUGAUACACUCUGGGCGUCUGGGUACGAGCUUUACGAUCGCCUCUCGCCACCGUUUAAGAAGCUGGCCGAGAACUUGACUGCAACUCACCACCAACCCAACUUCGUGCGAGUCAAGGAGACUUUCGGCGAAGAUCUCAUUGACGACUACCGUGGUGCUCCAGAGAACAUUGGGUUGGAUUUCAAGGCUGAGCACCCUGUUGUGCGUACAAACCCUGUGACCGGUUGGAAGAGUCUCUUCGCCGUGGGCCACCAGCUUUCAGCUGGACACAUCAAUGGUGUAUCUAAUACCGAAAGCGAGAUUCUCAAGACUUACUUUCGCCAACUUAUCACCGAGAAUCACGACCUUCAAGUACGGUUUCGCUGGGGAAAGAACGAUCUUGCCAUCUGGGAUAACCGCUCUGUGUUCCACACCGCUACCAAUGACUAUAUUGGAAAGCGUCAAGGAAACAGGGUUGUCUCGUUGGGGGAGAAGCCGUUUUAUGACCCUGCUUCCCAGUCACGCAGAGAGGCCCUUGGACUUGUGCAGUAA